Molecule: messenger RNA, 1491 nt
Organism: Torulaspora delbrueckii
Lineage: Eukaryota; Fungi; Ascomycota; Saccharomycetes; Saccharomycetales; Saccharomycetaceae
Gene: DRN1
Product: Drn1p
Exons: 2
Coding region: 1-1491 (496 amino acids)
Biological process (GO): mRNA splicing, via spliceosome
Cellular component (GO): post-mRNA release spliceosomal complex
Molecular function (GO): RNA lariat debranching enzyme activator activity
Source: RefSeq, a predicted model, not a curated record
AUGACAAAGGCUAAGAUUUUAACCGUCCAUUUAUCUUCAGAUGAUCUUAAUGCUGUGAUCGAGAAAAUCAGAAAGUUGAACACCAACGCAGGUCCUUUUGAUCAUGUACUCCUACUUGGUGACUUUGAUCCACAGUUUGAGAAUAUUUGUAUGACUGGCACACCGCCUAUUGUUUCGCUAUCAUCGACUCGCGCAUUACAGGCAGGGACUAAGAAAGAUUAUAUGACUUCGCAAAACUUAUUUGGUAUUAGAAAAUUAACAGAUAAACUACAGGUUGGAUAUAUUAUCCUUGAUAACAAUGAACUCGUUGACGCUAAAGAGUCCAUCUUGAGUGUUUUCAAUGAAGCCCAUCAAAGAAUUGAUAUUUUAGUCACCACAGCUUGGAGUGUUAGCUGUGCAGAAAAGAACCCAAAUAUCCUGGGAAAUGGAGUUAUCGAUGAAAUUGUCAAGAAAGUUAAACCAAGAUAUCACUUUGCCACGGGCGAUGCAAAAUCUUUUAUAGAAUUCGAACCAUUUGCCUGGCCCGAUGGCAAAUAUGCUACAAGGUUUAUUAAUCUACCCACAUAUCAAUCGAAAAGCAAGUGGGCUUAUGCUUUCAACAUCGGAACGGAUGAAAGCGCUAGUGAAGAAUUACCACGUAAUCUUAUCGAAAAUCCAUAUCUGAUAAAUCCCUCUCGUAAACGUCUAUUGGAGACGGAUCACGAAACAGAUGGUACGACAACAGGCCCCAAAAAGCCCAAAACCGUACUACCGACUGAUUGUCAUUUUUGUUUCACUAACCCCAAUGUGGAGGACCAUAUGUUUGUGUCAAUCAGCGACCAUGCAUACUUGACCACAGCAAAGGGCCCAUUGAGUGUACCUCGAGGUGACAUGGAUUUCUCUGGCCAUUGCUUACUCAUACCAAUUGAGCAUAUACCUAAGUUGAAUAUGGGUCAGGAAAAGUUCCUCAAGAGCGAAUCUGUAAAGGAAUUGAACUCUUACGAGAAAAGCAUUGUCAACAUGAAUUACAAAAAAUUUGAUAUGUCAUCUGCCGUGUUUGAAAUUCACUCUGAUAGAUCUAUUCACUUUCACAAGCAGUUGAUCCCUGUCCCAAAGUACCUGAUUAUGAAAUUUCAUGAUGCCCUCCAGAGACAAGUGCAUUUGAACAAUGAAAGAUAUAAAAGCAAUGCAAAGCUAGAUUUCAAGACGUUCAAUUCGCAAGACGACUCAGAAUACCUAGAUAUUGUUAAUGACCAAAAGCAGAAUUAUCUUAAAUUCACGGUGUAUGAAACUUCAGGAAGUGUUCCUACCAUUUAUAUCUCUACGAUUCAGCCGGAGGAUCGAGUCGAUCUACAGUUCGGAAGAAGAGUGGUAGCGUUUCUACUUCGACUUCCAAAGAGAGUCAAUUGGUCCUCUUCCGCUUGCAAGCAAUCCAAAGAGCAAGAAGAGGAAGAGGUUAGAAAGUUUCAAAAGGGCUACAGUGACUUCGAUAUUGCAAACAAAGCAGAGUAG